AUGGCUACCCUCCAUUGUAUGUUUCUUGUGUUUUCUUCCAAUUCGGACAAUCAAAGCUCGAAAGCAUCCAGAGGAGCUCAAAGUGUUCUACCACUUGCUUUACGUGUCCAUAGCGAUAGCGAUGUUCCUCUUGUUUCUCACCAUAACCCAGAGAACAUUGCUUUCUCUCAAGCUGGCUAUGCCGGUGACGUCGCGGUCAUCGUCGUCUUAAUCUGUCUGCCCCUUCUGAUAGCUAUUAAAGAAGAACUUUUUCUCUUCAAACUCAGUAAACAAACCAUGAAUCCUUUUGUUAUUGUUUCGAUUCCCCGUGAACAACUUAAGGAAAUUUCAAAAAAAAUUUUGCCGAGUGUCUCAAAUGUAUGUAAGGAGCCGCAAAGAGGAGAAGAUUUCAUCAUCUUGCAAGCUCUUCUAAGCAAAGAUAUGGCUCUUAUUUUGAUAGCGACGGUUUCUGCAUGUGGGUCGUCCGUUGCAGCCAUUUACAAUCUUGGGCAGAUCGCCGAGUCACUUAAAUAUCCAAAUCAUUCCAUAAGUAUUUUGGUUUCAUGGAUUUCCAUAUUCAAUUUCUUUGGUCGGGUCUUCUCCGGUUUCGUCUUUGAAACCCUUACGACCAAAUACAAAUUACCCCGCCCUUUCCUGUUCGGUCUUGCCCAAGUUUUCACCUGCAUCGGCUUGCUCUCCAUCGCAUUCCCUUAUAUAAAUUCAGUCUAUGUAGCUUCCUUGAUCAUUGGGUUUGGCCUUGGAGCCCAAACUCCAUUGAUAUUUGCCAUAAUCUUUGAUAUCUUCGGCCUCAAACAUUACUCGACACUGCUCAACUGUGGGCAACUGGCUGUCCCAUUUGGAUCUUAUAUAAUGAACAUGGAAGUAAUAGGGAGGUUUUAUGAUGCAGAAGCCACUGAAAUUGGAAAUGUGAAGAAUGGGAAGGGCCUAACUUGUAAUGGAACUCAUUGCUUUAGUGAAUCGUUCAUGAUUUUGGCUGCAGUGACGUUGUUUGGAGCGAUGGCUUCAUUUGUGCUAGUUUAUAGAACUCGAGACUUCUACAAAGGAGACGUAUAUAAGAAAUACAGAGAUGACAUGGAGGUUAAGUAUUCGAAUGUGAAAUUAUAUUCUUCCGAUGAUAAGAACAAUGAACACAAAAUGAAAACUCAUGAUCAAAGUAAAUAA
This is a messenger RNA of Cucurbita pepo subsp. pepo (vegetable marrow), 1161 nucleotides long. RefSeq names its product putative transporter MCH1. The record is from RefSeq and is a predicted model, not a curated record. Gene Ontology annotation, cellular component: membrane. Lineage: Eukaryota; Viridiplantae; Streptophyta; Magnoliopsida; Cucurbitales; Cucurbitaceae.